AUUGCCAGCAGGAAAAUAUCUGAAUGGCUUUGAGAACCCUCUUGUUUAGCUCUCUCAAACUAAGAGAAAUAGCCUUAAACAGAUACUUUGGUGGUAGCAGACUUCAUGCAAACAUUGCACUCAGAUAUUUUAGUGCAAACCGGCACGGAGAAAGGUUGUACGCUGGCAACACGAUGGAAGGCGGAGACCCAACACCUGUAGAUGGCAUUGCUAAACAGCAAAUGCCAGUUGUGCAAACAAACCAGGGCUUGAUAAGAGGUUGCAGUCGCCACACCAUCUAUAACGAUAGCUAUCAAGCCUUUGAAGGCAUUCCCUAUGCUCAACCACCUGUUGGAGAGUUGCGUUUUAAGUCUCCGCUGCCAGCGGAGAGUUGGAGUGAUGUGAGAGAUUGUUUGGAGUUUGAAGUAAAGCCAAUGCAAAAAAAUUACCAGGGUGAAAUAGAGGGCUCUGAAGACUGUCUCUACCUGAAUGUUUAUGUUAAAGAGCUCAAGGCCAAAAAGAAACUUCCUGUUAUGGUGUGGAUUUAUGGUGGAGCCUUCAACACAGGUGGCUGCAUAAAAUCCAAAUAUGGUCCAGACUAUUUCAUGCAAAAGGAUGUCAUAUUGGUUACUUUUAAUUAUCGUCUUUCGGUUUUGGGCUUCCUAAGCCUAAAAGAUCCUGCAUUAGAAGUUCCUGGAAAUGCCGGUCUUAAGGAUCAGAUUUUGGCUUUAAAAUGGGUAAAGGAUAACAUCGGUCAUUUUGGAGGUGACAGCGAAAACGUUACUCUGUUUGGAGAAAGUGCAGGCGCUGCAGCUGUUCAUUACCUGCUGUGUGCCGAUAACGCCAAGGGUCUGUUUCACAAGGCCAUCUGUAUGUCGGGUUGUGUGCUCAAUAACUGGGCUUUUAGUGCCAGCACCACAGACUUGCCCUAUAAACUGGCCUGUAGCAAAGGUUACAAAGGCAAAAAGGAAGAUCGUUACGUUUUGGAGUUUCUACAGAAUUGUCCUGCCCAGGAGUUAUUGCAACAGGACAAGCUAAAUGCAGAGGCUAUUUCCAAAGGUGGGUUUUAUGCUUUUAUACCUUCAUUGGAGCCUUAUGAGAGCAGUGACACAAUUGCCAGAAAACCUUUGUUGGAGUCAAUGAAAUCGUCCUGGGGCAAUGAAAUACCCUUAAUUAUUGGAGGCAACUCAUUUGAGGGUUUGGUGCGGUACCCCAUUAUCAAACUGAAACCAGAGAUUUUGGAUUUGUAUAAAAAAUCACCCAAAAUGCUUAUCCCCCAUGAAGUCUUGGCCGAGAAAUCUGAAGAAGAAAUCGAAAAACUUGGAAAAUCUUUGAUGCAAAUACAUUUUCAGGACACUGACAAGGAUAGAAAAAAAUUGUUAAUGGAUUAUCUGGAUUAUUGCUCUUUUCAUUCAUUUUGGCAUGGUCUUCAUAGGGUUGUACUCUCUCGACUAAGGCAUGCUAAAGCCCCCACUUUUCAAUAUCUGUUUGACUUUGAUUCGCCCACCUUCAACCAUCAUCGCAAAAUGUUUUGUGGCAACGACAUUGAAAAGGGUGUGGCCCAUGCCGAUGACUUGGGUUACAUCUUUUAUUCCUACCAUUCCUGGAAAUUGGAUCGCACCUCCGAUGAGUUUUUAACCAUACAACGCAUGGUGGAUAUUUGGACUGGUUUUGCUAAAACUUCCAAUCCGAAUUGUAAGCAUACAAAGGAUGCAGAAUGGAAGCCGUUGUCAGAAACAAAUCUGCAUCAUUGGUUUAAAAUUUCAAAUGACUUGGCAUUUGAGGAAAUGCCAGCGGAGUUUAAACAAAAAUUGCAGGUUUGGAAUGAUUUAUAUGGUGAAGAUUUGUUGUAAAAUGAAAA
This is a messenger RNA of Stomoxys calcitrans (stable fly), 1840 nucleotides long. Its product is annotated as esterase B1. Lineage: Eukaryota; Metazoa; Arthropoda; Insecta; Diptera; Muscidae. The record is from RefSeq and is a predicted model, not a curated record. The transcript is spliced from 4 exons. Bases 24 to 1832 code for a protein of 602 amino acids.